This is a messenger RNA of Colletotrichum fioriniae, 2646 nucleotides long. NCBI's taxonomy places the organism in Eukaryota, Fungi, Ascomycota, Sordariomycetes, Glomerellales, Glomerellaceae. The record is from RefSeq and is a predicted model, not a curated record.
AUGCCUACAACACCAGCAGGAGGGCGUUCGCGAAUGAACUCAUUAUCGAUUGACUCGAGCGCAUAUCCGAUUCCGACGUUGGAAGAGUACGUCGCUGAGCGAUUCGCCUCGGAGCCCGAGUAUCUGUGUGAACCAGUGGUUGAACCAGUCGAAAGAGCACUGACUCCUUCUGAUAUGGAUUAUCGGCCGCUCGGUUCCAUGAAAUUUGGCUCGCUGCGGAUCACGAAUGGAGAGGCCAGCCCGCUUCCAAGUCCGGAUUUUGAGCCAGCAGUUCAGGUCAGCAUAGCGGAAAAGUCGCAAAUGGUUGCUGUUGAGGAGUAUUUCAGUCACGAGAAUGGAUCGGGCGGGACGGGCUUUGAGAACAAGGACAUCGAAAUCACGGUCUCAGCAGUGCAAGCCAGUGCUACUUCGCAGACACUCAGUCCGAUCAAGAGUUCGGUUUUAAAGGUGGAAUCGCAGAGGCGGCGGUCAACUUCGCCACUCAGUCCAGAGUUGAAAAUAUCAUCCAAGCACACAGCCAUGGAAGACGACCUUUUUGCGGAAGAAGAUGAAGAUGUGCAAAUGGAGUAUUCUGCCGAGGUUCUGACAGUCAGAAAUGACCCGAAUGCAAAACCAAGUCUCGAGCGACUGAAAGCGGAUCAGUCUCAGAAACAUUCCCGAGCAAUUGCUCGCGCCGACAGUGGAGUCGUUGCUAGCCCGACCACCGAGCACCAGCCCAAACCGCUCUCCAAGGCCGAUUCCGGCUACAGUUCCAAUGUCUCGCUGAGGUCGUUCCACGCCAAGCAACCUUCUGCAGGCAGCCGUCCAGCUGGCCGUGCCGCAUCGGAGGAUUCGGGCGAUGAACUGUCAGACUCAGCCGCAUCCCCAAUUGUAGCUGUCAGCGGCGACAAGCUGCAAGUCAGUGUUCUUAAGGCUGACAUCCGCUCUGUCGAUCCUUCACAAUCUGGCCCAUCCAUUCCUCCGUCUCUACCCCCGAAAGACGAUUUUCUUGUCUCUCCAACUAACAACACAAUGACGGUCACGUCACCCAAGUUCUUCUUCAACCUCAGCGCCGGUCAUUCCUUCCGCAAGGAUCGAAAAUCUCCGGCCCCAGUGUUGAUUGACAGCACUCAAUCGGCCGAACAAGGCCCCGCUUCUCCGGCAGACGUUCGUUCUCCCGGCGCUGCUUCCGAAAAGCCAAAUUCCUCCUUGAGCAUUGGCAACGGCUUGCAAAAACCUGGCAAGCUGCACAGGCUUCUCAGCGGCUCUGGAAUGCGAGGCCCCCCAACCGUCCACGCAACGCAUCCUUCUGACGAAGAGAUUCCCUCGGUACCCCAGGAUAUUCAGUCAAAGCUUGAGGAGCACUCUGGUCGGUUUCCCAUCACAACCAAGCGAUUGACCCUUCGUGCGCAGGCCAGCAAAGAGACUCUCAAGACCAUUUUCAGCGUGGGAAGCUUCGAUGCCGGCCAUGCCGACGACAAGCGCAGCUCUGCGCUCCUGGUCGAUGCGCCUAAGGUCGUGAGUGAGGCGAUAGCAGAGACGCCUGGACCCUCUGAGAAGCCCAAGUCACCCUACCGCCGUUCUUUCCAGACCAUGCCAGCCUCGUUCGCUCAAGCUGCCGCUUCUGUCAUGCCGCGCCGCUCUAUCCACCGCAAGCCAGUGCCUUCUGGCGCCGUUAGCAAGGCCGAACUUUUCGGCGAAGCCAGAGCCGAGGAGAUCCAGGACGGCUUCGAGUCGAGCAUCACGGCCAUCGACAAGGUCGGCGAGAGCGUCGGUAAGAGUGCUUUCGACCAAGCUUUCAUGGCGCUCCCUCGUGAGCAGCCUGUUCAGGCCCAACACAGUCGUACUCUGACAAUGCCGGCACAUAUGGAACUUGAGAUUGGGCUACAAUUUCGUCCCACCGAGCCUCUGCCUCCGACAGGCCGCCAGUCCCAAUUUGCGUCUCAGAACCUGCAGGUUCCCGAGAUGGCAAUGAAGAGGAAGACUUCUCCGCCUGUCAGUCUGCACACCCGCAGUAGCACCAAGAGUCCCCGAAAGCCAGUACCUAUUCGUCCGCAGUCGUCCUCAUCCAGCGAGGCGACUCGAAGACAGACCCUGUCGAGGCAGAACAGUCGCGAGACCAUUCACAGCUACCCAUCGGCGUUGAUGGGAGCAUCACUCGACGACGCUAUUGCUGUGCCGCCCAUUCCGCCAACGAGCCCUCGCAGGGGCAUGACGAUGCUUGAGCAGCAAUACGCCAGGCGCCGCUCAACGAUUGAAGACAAGUGGCGCCCUACCAAUGGUUCCUCCCCUCUCUUUGGCCACCCAGUCACACGCAGUGCCUCCACCAACCCUAUGGGACAUCAGCACCAGCACCAGCAGCAGCGACAGCUUCGUCAUCGAUCAAGCUACGACAGUUACUCACAGUACCGGGAACCUGUUGCACGCGGACAUUCAACCACCAACCAAAGCCCGAGCCAAAGUGGCAGCUACUAUCAGCAGCAACUCUUGAAUAUCCAACAGCAGCAAUGGGAACAGCAGCAGUACUACUCACCCGACGCUGUUCAGCCAGGCCUUUCCAGAAGCCGCAGCCGGAGUCGUAGUGUUCACGCGAACGGCGACCAGCCCUACAGAGUCCUCCACAGCUACAACUCGCCGGCGUACCGCAACGCCCCAAUCUGGGGUUGA